AUGGUUGAUCAGACUCAAGGACAAAAUUACAUUGGUUCAGUCCAUCUUAUUGAAGAAUAUCCUCGCAUUAACCCUCAAAAUCAGGCAUUUCAGCCGACUUGGUGUCCUCCUUCGCACGACUUAUGCCAGCCAAGUUAUACGCAUCAACAAACUCAAUAUUCGCAUUCACAUAAUGCGUAUCAAAGAUCACCAAAUCACUCUCAGAAACACCGCCUUAAACAACGGAUCAACCAACGUCAGCGUUCUCGACCUCGACAAAAUCCAAAUUCUAGUCGCUCUAAUAGAAAAUCUGAACCGAUAUCACAGCCUACCAUUUACACACUACCAAUGGAUGUUCCGUUUAUG
Messenger RNA from Racocetra persica, 345 nucleotides. The record is from the annotation of a GenBank genome assembly. Lineage: Eukaryota; Fungi; Glomeromycota; Glomeromycetes; Diversisporales; Gigasporaceae.